Molecule: messenger RNA, 1032 nt
Organism: Tremella mesenterica DSM 1558
Lineage: Eukaryota; Fungi; Basidiomycota; Tremellomycetes; Tremellales; Tremellaceae
Exons: 7
Biological process (GO): protein lipoylation
Cellular component (GO): mitochondrion; cytoplasm
Molecular function (GO): lipoyltransferase activity
Source: RefSeq, a predicted model, not a curated record
CCUGCGGCAUAUAUCUCUACUUCCACAGACCCAUGGUUCAAUCUCUCUUACGAAGACUGGCUACUCCGGAAUACCCUUCAUAACCAACCAAUGCUGUUUCUCUACCGAAACGUACCUUGCGUCGUUAUCGGUCGUAAUCAAAACCCAUGGAAGGAAACGACACCUAGGAAAUUGAAAGAAUGGGGAAUACCUUUAAUCCGACGAAGAUCAGGAGGAGGGACAGUGUAUCAUGAUAUGGGCAAUACCAAUUUCUCAAUAUUCCUCCCACGUCUAUUAUUCACUCGAUCUCAUGGAGCUGAACUAAUCGCUCGAGCUAUCAGAAAUAGGAUAGGUGUGCAACAGUGCUGUGUGAAUUCAAGGAACGAUAUAGUUAUUCGAGAUGGUAUCAAUGACUUUAAAGUCUCCGGCUCAGCAUACAAAAUCAUCCAACAUAGAGCUUAUCACCACGGUACCAUGCUCAUCUCCUCUGAUACUUCUCUGCUCGGUAAAGCUCUCAAAUCUUCUUCCCCUGACAUGGAGACAAAAGGAAUCCCAUCUUAUCGAUCUCCAGUGACGACUCUCUCCAAGUACUCAUCUCAACCAAUAACGCAUGAAAAUUUCGUCUCUGCCGUGAUCGAAGAAUUCGAAGAUGUAUAUGGUUCUGGGGAAAACAUGGCCGUGAAGGAGAUUCGAGAGGAAGAAGUUGUGGAGAAAAAGGUUUGGGAAGGAAUCGAGGAGAUGAAAUCUUGGGAAUGGGAAUUCGGUCAAAAUCCAGAGUUUUCAAAUAUUUUGAAGGGUAGAUUAUCAUUUGGUAAUUUGACGGUGACUCUAUCUGCUCGACAUGCCCGUUUGACCCAGAUACAUUUCAGCCUCGACGAGUCGAACAAGUCGGAAAAUCUUCAGGCCUUCCUCAAGGCGCUGUCUGCGACAUUGAUAGGACAGAAAUACGAACUUCUCGAUUCUAUCAAUUUGCCCACUGAUUCCGCAUACGCAGGUCAUAAAUGGCGAAAAAUAUCAGAGGAGACCAUCACAUGGCUUCGAGCCACGAUGUGA